Messenger RNA from Letharia columbiana, 2130 nucleotides. RefSeq lists its product as uncharacterized. Gene Ontology annotation, biological process: stabilization of membrane potential; potassium ion transmembrane transport. Gene Ontology annotation, molecular function: potassium ion leak channel activity. The transcript is spliced from 4 exons. The record is from RefSeq and is a predicted model, not a curated record. The coding region runs from base 1 to 2130 and encodes 709 amino acids. Lineage: Eukaryota; Fungi; Ascomycota; Lecanoromycetes; Lecanorales; Parmeliaceae. Gene Ontology annotation, cellular component: membrane.
AUGAACGACCCCGGGCUUGACGAGCCUCUCAAUCAGACGCAGAACAAAAUUGAGGGGGUGAGGAAAGAGGAGGAGGAUUUUGAGCAAGAAGUAGAGCAGUCAUUCCUGGAUCCAAGUCGAUGGUGGUUCGCUUCGACAGCAUUUCCCUUGCUCGCUGGUACCUUUGGCCCCAUGGCCACAGCCUUCAACAUCUGCGCCCUGAUUGAGCAUUGGAGGGUCGAGAUUCCCCCGGGACUUGGAGCCAAUGAAUCACAUGGAAUCGACGUUAGGGAUCCGAAAUGGCUUUUAGCGGUCAAUGGCGCCUCGCUUGGUCUUGCAAUCAUUGCCAAUUUCUCAUUACUUCUAAACAUGGCUCGCCGCCUAUCAUUCUCCGUCGCUCAACCCAUCACAAUCCUUGGCUGGUACCUUUCAUCAAUCUUGCUCAUCGCCGACCUUGCAAGUAUCAUUCACAUCGUCAAGGUUCCUGGUCAGAGACGAGCCUUGACGCAGGCUUUCUAUUAUGCUAUAUUCGCCGCGGCACUCUACUUCAUCAUUGCUUCCUUGAUGGUCUUCACUGUUAUCGGAGCUUGGAGGGGCCAUUAUUCGAAGGAUUUCAAGCUCAACACGAGCCAGCGGACACUCAUGCUUCAAACGAUAAGCUUCAUGAUAUACAUGGUCGGAGGCGCUGGUGUUUACGCGAAAAUUGAGGGCUGGAUGUUCCUUGAUGCAUUGUACUUCACCAAUUACACGUUGCUCACUGUGGGUAUUGGAGACUACGCUCCUUCAACACAUCUCGGCCGAGGAUUGUUGUUUCCAUAUGCCAUUGGCGGCAUCGUCAUUCUGGGUCUUGUCAUAGGCUCUAUCCGCUCGCUUGUUCUAGAGCGAGGAAAGAAGAAGCUUGGAAGUCGAUUAGUGGAGAAGAAACGCGAGCUACUGUUAAAAAGAAUGAUCCAAAAGGACAAGACCGACAAGCUCAAACCAAUUCAGAGCAAGCAACAGGCUGAGGAAGUAGGCAUGUCGGAGCGAGAGAGGCGACAGGCAGAGUUCGAGCUUAUGCGGGAGAUACAGCAACAAGCUUCGACUAGGCAAAAGUGGCAAGCGCUUCUCAUUUCGGGAAGUGCGUGGCUUCUCCUUUGGCUUAUUGGAGCGGUGGUGUUCUACAAGGCAGAGCAUGAGCAGCAAUGGACGUACUUUCAGUCCCUGUACUUUGCAUACACCACUCUUCUGACCAUUGGGUAUGGCGACUACAAGCCAUUCAGUAAUUCGGGCAAGGCAUUUUUUGUACUAUGGUCGUUGCUUGCAGUCCCAACACUUACUAUCGUCAUCAGCAACAUGGGUGAUACGGUCGUGAAGGCUAUCAGCGAUCUCACACUGUACUUGGCAGAGUUCACAGUCCUACCAGGGGAUGCACCGGUGAGAGAUCGGAUGAAGCAAAUCGCAGCCAGAACUACAGGCGGUAGAUUGUUCGGAGAGGUCAUAAUGUUUAAAGAACCACCAGGUUUGCUUGGCGAUAAUGGCGAAAUUGACCCCGAGAAUGGAACCGCUGGUGGUCCAGGUGCUGCUGCCACUGAUUACCUUGCUGGCCAAGUCGAAGACGAAGAGCUCAAGGAAGCUCGAGAAGCUGAAGCCAAAGGCGAUAAGCUUGGAGGGGACAUCCACACAUAUCACUAUCUUCUCAUCAAAGAAUUCCGCAAUGUAAUGAAGCAUCUGAAUGAGUCUCCGCCUCGAAAGUACAGCUACGAGGAGUGGGCAUGGUUUCUUAAACUUAUGGGCGAAGACGAGUCACACUCCGCCUCGCACCGAACAGCUCCUGUCAAAGUGAAAAACGACACUGACGCGAAGCCGGAUAUGCAGCAGGCCCAGACAGAUGACGAUGAAGGCGGGAUGCGCCAAUGGAGCUGGCUCGGAAAUCGCUCCCCUUUAAUGGGAGAAACAGAGGAGGCGGAGUGGGUGCUUGAGAGAUUAUCAAUGACCCUGGAAAAGGAGAUGAAGAAGAUUUGGGAGGCGAAGACCAAGAAAGAUGAUCAAGAUCGAGGGGAGAACGCGGGCAAGAGAAUUCAUUCGAACAGCGACAGUAACACUAACGGGAGUGACAAGAAUUCGCAAGACAAAAAAGGCGGCGCUAAUGUUGAGCAAAGUAGCGUGAAAUGA